This is a messenger RNA of Tribolium madens (black flour beetle), 1538 nucleotides long. RefSeq lists its product as uncharacterized. NCBI's taxonomy places the organism in Eukaryota, Metazoa, Arthropoda, Insecta, Coleoptera, Tenebrionidae. The record is from RefSeq and is a predicted model, not a curated record. The transcript has a single exon. The coding region runs from base 257 to 1498 and encodes 413 amino acids.
CACUCAAAGGAAGUUUCCCAAGUCCAUCGACACAAUUUUCAUAAUUUACAAUAGCAAUACGUCACAUAUUUAUGUGUAUAAUUAGAAGGUGGGUCUAGUGAGUGAAUGAAAAUAGUUUCUCCAUCUGGUCCACUGCCAAACACAAGCUCAAAUGUUUCAAUUAAUGCCCUCUCCAUAGUGUCUAGUAUCACGUGACAAUACCCCUCAUGUCUCCAAUCCAACAAAUCGUACUGUCAGUAAUCUCGCGCUGUUCAAAAUGGUGAAAUCAAAAGUGAACAAUUUGCGCGGUCUUUUGACCAAAACCCUCGGCGACGACAUCGAAAUCAUCGACCAAAAAACCACCCUUUUGACAGCACCUGGUGAACACUACGGAAGCAUCAUGUUGGCAUUGGAUGUCACAAUCAAGCAACCCACGACUGGAACCAAAAAGUACCAUCUCGUGGCGAAAUUAAUCCCCGCCAAUGAGAUGCUCCGAGUGGCUUUUGACAUUUAUGUGACGUUCAAAAAAGAGGUACUUGCGUACACUGAAACCAUCCCUUACAUCACACAAUUGCAACGCGAGUACCAAGUACCCCCGAACCACCAUUUCGACAAGCUCUUCGCCAAGUGUUACGGCGCGAGAGUGAGCUUGAACCCCGAGAGGAACCAAGUGGAUGAAGAUGCGGUACUCAUCUUCGAAAAUCUCAAGAUUCAAGGGUACCAAACUGAAGAUCGUUUGCUUGGUUUUGGUUUAAAAGCUUCCAAGGUGAUUCUACGUGACUUGGCCCGGUUUCAUGCAGCCCCAAUUGCAGUAAAAAGGCUCAAAUUUGAUGAUUUUCAAUCAAAAAUCCUCCCGGCACUUGUGAAAAAUAAGGGGUUGGAGCAGUUACCCCCCGAAGUGGGGGUGGCAUUCCACAAUAGUAUUAUGGAAGGUGCUGUGGAAGUACCAGAACUUGGGGAGUACCUCCCCCGGGUGCAGAAAUUGGUGGAUUACGCCGCCGCCAACCCUUAUGUCAAUCGACCACCCCCAAACGAGCUCUGGGGGAGUAUGUCCCAUUCCGAUUUUUGGACCAGCAACACCAUGAUUUUGUAUGACGAGCAAGGGGAGGCUGUUAGUAACAAAAUCGUCGAUUUGCAAAUUAUGACUUAUAGUUCCAUUGCUCGUGAUGUGAUUUUUUUCAUGUUUACUAGUAUUAUGAAUCGGGUGCUUGAGGAGAAUUACGAGGAGUUGUUGAGGACAUAUUAUGAUAGUUUUGUGAAUACACUCAAAGAGUUUCGGUUGGAUGUGAGUGAGUAUAGUUGGGAAAACUUCCUCAAGGAGUUGGAGGAAGUUGCACCAAGUGAAGUUUACCAUGUUCUUGUUAUGUUGAAGCCGAUUUGUACGGAAAGAGGGAAAGUUGAGCACAGUUUGGAGGAGUUUCAAGACAGUGAUUGGAGUCGCAAAGAUCUACUAGGGCCUUCACAUCGCAAGAAACUCAAAGAUACGGUGCUAGCACUAGUGAAGAGAAAUUGGAUUUGAUGUUUUUUGCAAUUUAUACAAUAAAUUUAUUUUAUUGAUA